UUGGCCAGUUUUUUUCCACGUUAUACAAGCUGUUUCGUAAAUUUUAAAUACACGAGUUGUGUAAGGUGAAAAAUCUUUAUAUAAUAACGGAGCAGAGUAACUCACUUCACUCCAGCGGAAUCACAUCAGCCACAGCUUUACGCACUGAAACGGCUGCAGUAAUGUGGGGUUCUCGUCUGCUGCUCCUCCUGGUCACGCUGUGGCAUCAGUCCCACAGCCAGAACUCUCAGCCAGUGCUCCAGGUUGUUACACAGACAAUGCUUCCUCCUGACAGUGUGCACAAUCCCACACAGCUCAACUAUGGGAUGGCUGUGACAGAUGUGGAUGGUGACGGUGAUCUGGAAGUGGUGGUGGCAGGGUACAAUGGGCCCAACUUGGUGCUGAAGUACGACCGGGCUCAAAACAGGCUGGUUAAUAUUGCUAUUGAUGACAGUAACUCUCCAUACUAUGCACUGAGGGACCGGGCAGGCAAUGCUAUUGGAGUUACCGCCUGUGAUGUGGAUGGAGAUGGACGUGAGGAGAUCUAUUUCCUCAAUACCAACAAUGCCUACUCUGGACGGGCAACAUACACAGACAAGCUGUUCAAGUUUCGCAAUGGUCGUUUUGAGGAUCUGCUCGGUGACGAGCUCAAUGUGCGUCGCGGCGUCGCUAAUCGCAUGGCAGGACGUUCAGUCGCAUGUGUCGACAGAAAGGGAACAGGCCGCUACUCGAUCUACGUGGCCAACUACGCCAGUGGCAACGUCGGGCCACACGCUCUUUUAGAAAUGGAUGAGUCUGCCAGUAACGUCGCAGAGGGCGUCGUCGCUCUGUCUGAUGUCGCUGCUGCAGCCGGGGUCAACAGGUUCACAGGAGGUCGCGGUGUGGUUGUCGGACCAAUCCUGAGCCAGUCGAGGUCUGACGUGUUCUGUGACAAUGAAAACGGGCCCAACUUUCUGUUCAAGAACAACGGAGAUGGGACUUUUGUUGACAUGGCCAGAAAGGCAGGUGUGGAGGAUCGAUACCAGCACGGCAGAGGAGUGGCACUAGCUGACUUCAAUGGUGAUGGAAAGACAGACAUUGUCUAUGGCAACUGGAACGGCCCACACAGACUUUACCUGCAGAGCAGCGACGCCAAGUUCCGGAAUAUUGCUACUGGAGGAUUUGCUACACCAUCACCUAUUCGCACCGUCAUCGCUGCCGACUUUGAUAAUGACAAGGAGCUGGAGGUGUUCUUUAACAACAUUGCCUACAGAGGAUCCUCCCCUAACAGGCUCUUCAAGGUGUCGAGGCGAGCUAAUGCAGACCCUUUGAUACAGGAGCUUAAUGUGGGAGAUGCUGCAGAGCCACAGGGGAGAGGAACAGGUGGCACUGUGACAGACUUGGACGGCGACGGACAGCUGGACCUGCUGCUGGCACAUGGAGAGAGCGCUCAGCAGCCAAUCUCUGUCUUCAAAGUCACACAGGGCUCGUCCAAUAACUGGCUGCGGGUGAUUCCUCGCACCCAGUUUGGUGCUUUUGCUCGGGGUGCCAAGGUAACGGCCUUCACCAGUCAGAGUGGAGCUCAGACACGCAUCAUUGACGGAGGUUCAGGCUACCUGUGUGAGAUGGAGCCGGUUGCCCACUUUGGUUUAGGAACUGACCAGGUGACGGUGCUGGAGGUCUCUUGGCCAGACGGCACGGCCAUCACUCGAACUCUUCAGGCCGGUGAGAUGAACUCGGUGGUGGAAGUCGCUUAUCCUAAACAAGGGGAAAUGUCUGUGCUUGCCAAUGACACGCAGUGUGGGAAUGGCUUCACUGUCAAGAAUGGCCGCUGCGCAGCGUUGGCUCCAUUUUACGACGGCAUUCGUUCUGCAGUCUCCGCGUUUGAAGCCUCCUGUUUUAACACUAUUUUACUGCAGUGUGUGUUGGUGCUGUCUGCACUGGCAGAUCUGAGGUGAGAGUAGUCUGCAGGGAAAUGAUGACAGCCUUCAUCCAGUGUUGCCUGGACUAAAUGUGCUAUAAGGACUCACUGUGGCCUGCAGUGUCCAUUUGUUAUAUUAGGACACACGUCCUCACAUCUGGACAUCCUGCAGUGGAGACACUUCCAGUUUAUUUUGAUAAGUUGGUUGCAUGAGGAAGUCCCUCUGUGUUGUAAGUGAAGACUGAGACACUGGAUCAGUCUCCUACCCUUUACCCAGCUGUAGUGUCAUAUAACAAGGCAGGCAUGCAUGCAAACAUGAGGGCAUUUGCUUCACCAAAGUUUUUUACAACACUUUGACUUGUCACAGGACGAACAUCAAAAGCUGCUUAUAACUGUAUUGUUGGCUCUGUUCUAUUUAAAUGUCCCAUCAAGUCACAUGCACAGAAAUAGAAUCUAUCCAUAAUUUGUAGUUAUUUAUUUUUGCUUUACUGGUUGUGACAACAAAAUGCCUUUAUUUAAAGAGUGUGUUUUGCAUAUAAAUAAACUAUGCCAAUUUUUUCA
Molecule: messenger RNA, 2440 nt
Organism: Amphiprion ocellaris (clown anemonefish)
Lineage: Eukaryota; Metazoa; Chordata; Actinopteri; Pomacentridae
Gene: crtac1a
Product: cartilage acidic protein 1a
Exons: 14
Coding region: 162-1916 (584 amino acids)
Biological process (GO): axonal fasciculation
Source: RefSeq, a predicted model, not a curated record